AUGUUUCCUGGCGACUUUGUCAAGAUUGAACGGGAGGGGAAGGACAUUAAGUGGGGACUUAAGGUGCCGGCAGAGACUGCAGAUGUCUGUAUGAAUCUCGGACUUGAGGAGCUCGCCGCAAAGAGAGAGAGAGAGGGAGGAAGGAGAGAGAGGCAGCGUCGACAGGUUGGAAGAUGGUCUCUGGAAAAAAUGUCCCUCCAGCUUGCAAUGUGCCUCACUGGUGAUGCCUUGUCAAGCCUGCUGCUACUAAGCCCAGCAGAGAGAAGUGAUUAUGAAGCUCUUGUUGGGGCUCUGAAGAGGAGAUUUGGACGGUGCUCAGUAGAUAGCCUAUUGCGCUCAGAGCUCUGCAGUCGUCAGCGGCGACCAGGAGAGUCACUAAGGGACUUGGCUAACAACAUCGAGGGACUGGUCCACCGCACCUAUGCUCACAUGCCUGCAGCCAUCCAGGGGGAGCUAGCCCACGAUCACUUCCUCCAGGCCCUUCUACCAGCUGACUUAGAGAGAGAGAGAGAGAGAGAGAGAGAGAGAGAUGCUCGCGAGAGGAAGAGAAGGAGCCAGAGAGAGGCGAACGCUGAGAGAGAUCGCAACAGAGCCCAAGGGAGACGACGAAGACGACGACGCGCGGGUGAAAAGCAAGCGGAAGAGCGAGCAGGUGGAGCCGGAGCUGAAAAGCGACUAGACCUGGGACUGAGGUUUAUUUGCAAAAAUAAAAGAAAGUCAACCCUCCUCGUGACAAUGUCCUUCCUUGGUGGUCCUGCGAACCUGCACGGCGGCUUGAGUCAGUCACAUUCGGCGCCCAACCGGGAAGGACCACCAGAGGCUGGGAAGGAAGAUCCCCUGUGGGCUCUCAUAGGCUCGCUCACAGAGCUUUCGGCAAGCAGCCGACAGCAAAGUCGGCUCUUGCAAGCAUUGGUGGACCAGAUGGAGGGGGGCGGCGAGUGGCCAUCCGAACGAGAUGAUGACGAAAGUUGGGAGGAAAUUGGUAACGAAGAGCGGGAUGAAGAUUGUGACGAAGAUUGGGAUGAAGAUGAUGACGAAGAUUGGCAUGAAGAAAAAGACAAAGAAGAAGAAAAAGACGAAGAAGAAGGAAAACAAAAAGACAAAGAAGAAUGAAAAGACAAAGGAAAAGACAAAGACAAAGAAGAGGAAGAAAAAGAACAGGUGAAGGAGGAGGAGAAGACCGGGGGCACAGGUGGUCGUGGCCGUCUUCACUUCCCGCUCCCUCAAAAGGGGGUG
Messenger RNA from Entelurus aequoreus (snake pipefish), 1236 nucleotides. RefSeq lists its product as uncharacterized. The coding region runs from base 1 to 1113 and encodes 370 amino acids. The transcript is spliced from 4 exons. Lineage: Eukaryota; Metazoa; Chordata; Actinopteri; Syngnathiformes; Syngnathidae. The record is from RefSeq and is a predicted model, not a curated record.